Molecule: messenger RNA, 192 nt
Organism: Amoebophrya sp. A25
Lineage: Eukaryota; Dinophyceae; Syndiniales; Amoebophryaceae
Source: the annotation of a GenBank genome assembly
CUGUGAUGCUGCACGUGGAUCCCCACACUUGGGACUAUGGUCUCCGGGCUGUAGUUCAUGCGUGGAACCUCAUGCCAAGGCUAGACAAGGAAAGUUGCAUCGUACGCGCACCGCUAGAGACCCUAAGCAGCAAGGUCCAAAACCCGACGAACAGGGUGAACGUCGAGAACGAGAGAAAGCAUCUUCGUCGGC